UCCCAAAUCCUCCUCGCCGGGGCCGGCAGCCUGGAGAGCAGCUGGAUGGAGCAGAGAGCCUAAAAAACUUCAUUCUGCAGGGGGACCUCUAGUGUUUUCCUUUCUCCAUGUCCUGGCAGAGUUCCUCCAAAGUACAAAUACACACAGAGCUCCCAUUGUUUGCAGCCCUUCACAAGCCCACUGAUCCUAAUAUGGAAUUCAGCAGGAAACCCAUGAUUUCCUGACACACAGCAAGCUGGAGAGAGAAAGGAAAAACUCCAUUAAAAACCUCCAGACUCUCCUCCAUGUAGAAAUGAAAUGGAAAAUGGAGUGGAUUUAACAGGAAUCCCUGGUUCCUGCUGCCAGGCUGGAGGAAGGGAGACGCGGAUCGAAGGCGCAGGCUGCUGAUAUUUUUUUGAAGUCGCAAUAAAGGCUGGGAACGGCCGGGCAGGAUGAGGAUUUCCUGACUGGGACAAACGAAAAAGGACAGAUCACUCUUUUUUUUUAUGCUAUUCUUCUCUGUGUGUUUAAUUUAUUCACCUCGAUGAUCCUCUUGACUGAUCUGGUAACUGUUAGAAGCGGCUGUGACAGCCUGGAAACAUUAGUAUGAUUUCCUGAGUUUGAGAUUUGCUGCUCCCCCCCCAACCCCCCUCCUUCUCCAAACUCAGGAAAAGUCAAUACAAUCGCACUUCAUUUUUCCUUCAUGUGCACUUGGAAGUCCUGGGAGCAGCAAGAGCAGCGGCAGCAGCAAGAAUGAACUGCAAGGAGGAAAAUGACAACUGCACUGACGGGAGCAGGAGCAACACCAAGAAGAUGCUGAAAUGUGUGGUGGUUGGGGAUGGUGCAGUUGGAAAAACCUGUUUGCUGAUGAGCUAUGCCAAUGAUGCCUUCCCAGAGGAGUAUGUCCCCACUGUGUUUGACCACUAUGCAGUAACCGUGACUGUGGGAGGACAACAACACUUGCUGGGGCUUUAUGACACUGCAGGGCAGGAGGACUACAACCAGCUGAGACCCCUGUCCUACCCCAACACAGAUGUGUUCCUGAUCUGCUUCUCCGUGGUCAAUCCUGCCUCCUACCACAACGUGCAGGAGGAGUGGGUGCCUGAGCUGAAAGUCUGCAUGCCCAACGUGCCUUAUGUCCUCAUAGGAACACAGAUUGACCUCCGGGAUGAUCCCAAAACUUUGGCGCGGCUGCUUUACAUGAAGGAGAAACCACUCACCUAUGAGCACGGAGUGAAGCUGGCAAAGGAGAUCGGAGCCCAGUGCUAUCUGGAGUGCUCAGCACUCACACAGAAAGGCCUUAAGACUGUCUUUGACGAGGCAAUCAUGACCAUUUUUCACCCCAAGAAGAAGAAGCGCUGUGCUAAGUGCCACAGGUGCUGCACCCUCGUGUGACGUCCCCUGGGAAGCAGAGCCAGCUGAGUUCAGUGAAACCAAGCAGGUUAGAAAGGAAAUGAAGGUCACACACAACUGAAAUGGGGAGCAUGACCAGAAAAGGGUCCUUCUUACCCAAAUAUAGGAGCUCUCCAUUCUGUGAAACCUUCAAGUUGUUUCACCCUUGGCCAACUCCUGUCUCUGUGCUUUCCCAACCCUCCAGAGCUGUUUGGCAGCCUGUUUCCACUGCUGCAGACUGCACCAACAGAAACCAGGAUGCCUGCUUGGCUCCCCACCUUAGGAAUAAGGUGAAGGUGGCUUGCGACAAAACAAAGAGCUAAAGACAGCAAAAGAAACAGGAGAAACUCCUUUUGUGGCCUUAAGUAAGAAUUGAUCCAAAUUAGGAAUUUGCAGUCCUUAGGAAUUGAAUCUGAAUUGACUGAAAGCACAUGGAGAUCUGUAGAAAUCUAAUAUGUAAGAUAUACACUAUAGCUAGGAUGUACUUUAAAAUUGCUUUUCUUUUAUAAGACUUGCCAGUUCAGGAGAUACUUUAGUUUGUUCAAACCACGUGGAAGCAAAGGUGGAGUGAUUCCAGUUCAUUUUCACUUAAUGGUGAAACUUCACAGCAUCAGGAUGUUGCUGCACCCAAGCUAUCAAAAUGGAUCAACAUUUACCUCCAGACUCAAGGAAUGUUCUUACAACUAAAAAAAAAAAUGCAAAUAACUGUAUUUUUACAGAGGAAUGUUCAGGCUGAGCCAUGUUUCCUUAAGCUGGGAAAGGAAGUACAGAGUUGUAGCAUUAAUGUACUGGAACAAAGAAAUUCUACCACCAAAGAAUGUUGCCCUAGACAUGAAAUAGCAGUAUGGAACAAUCUCUCUUCUAACUGAGAACAAGAAUGAGACACAUUGCCAUGGCAACUGAGAAUUUACCUUACAGAUCAGCUGGAUUUCUACAUCUCACCCAACAGCCAAGAAUAGGAAAAAAAAAAAAAAAAAAAAAGCCAAAGGUUAUACUGACUUUAAGCGCUUUGAGGUGAUCCAAUUGCCUUAAAAUUAUCCUUUUUUUAUGAAGUAUUUCUGUAAAAAACCUCAUCAAAGUGGAGUUGUGAACUUGUUGACUUUUUAUAGCCUCCCUCCUCCCAUUCAUUUCUUCUCUCACUGCUCCCAUUUUUCCAUCUCCACAGAGAGUUCUGUUCCACAGUGUGGCUGCAGUCCUCAGGAGUGGACUUUUCCAUGAGUGGCAGCUGAUGGGCUGCAGCCAACAGCACGGAGAUGGGAAGUCCAGCCCACGGAGGAAGGGAAACUCCUGUGAUCUCCCCUUGCUGCUGGGUAAAUUGUGCCUUGUCACUAAAGCCUCUGCCAGGACCCUGCAGCUUUGCACAUCACAGCACACAGACACUCAGAGGUGAAGUCAAGGCUGUCUUGUUACUUGCAGCUGCCUCUGGGUACCCUGGCAGUGCCACAAGUCUGCCUUGUCCUGGGUUUCAUUCUCCAAGCAGGAAAUCCCAGCACCAGCACACACAGGUUUGAAGAUGCAACUCCUUGAAGAAGCUGUGUCUGUCGCCAGCGUGUCCAGAAGUGCCAGGAGGGAGCAAGUGACAGCAGUGGGACACCAGUCCCAGCCCAGGGGCAUGGACCCUGCUCCCCUCUGCUCCCCAUCCCAGGAGACUGGCAGCCCUCUCCCCUCGGGAAGCACAGCGUCCUGACUGAGAACACUCCUGUCACCAGACAAACCAGGAACUCCAGACCUGGUGUUGGCCAGAGUGAUGCAGCAGGACCAUGGGAACAGCACCCAGGGCACAUGGAAGGAACUGAAGUUGGAGCAGUGCCCAGUCCCGCAUCAGGACCAGGCUCAUGGAUCUGAGCUCCUCCUCCAGCACUAAUUCAAUUUCAUACAACUGUAGAAUGCUUUGGGUUGGAAGGGACCUCAAAGAUCAUCUAAUUCCAACCCCAGUUUACCAUGGACAACUCCAGAAACCAGCUCUGACACCCCAAAACAUUUCCAGGUGGAAAUCAACUGUUCUCUCUGACCAAAUCCAUCAGACUUGAGGCAAAUGCUUUGCUCUUCUUUUACCCAGUGGCUUCCACUCACCAUCCCUUUCCCUUUGCACACAAGCAUGGAUGAAAACACAGCUGGGCCAUACCUAAGACAAACAAGUUCCCCUCAUUGCUGGUGAUUUUUUGUGCAUAUCUUCUGUUUGGCUUUGAUAUGUCCCAGGCAUUAACUGCAGAUGGCCUGGCUACUAAAGCCCAGCUCAUGCCAUGCCACAGAGUUUGUGUCCACCCACAGGCAGAGCAGUGAGUGUUCACUUUAACAGCACACUGUCUAUCAGCUGAACUGUAACAUGUAAAAAUAUAUAUGAGAGGAGUAUGAGGAGAACUAGGCAUGGAUUAAAUAAAUUCAUAUUUAGGCUUACAACAUGACUAGAAGUCCACUGAAACGACAACAAAAAAGCCUUUAUCAGAUUUCAGGGAAAGUAUAUCUGCACUGUGCUGCCUUUUACUACAGUGGAAAUUAAUUAGGAUGAUUGUUUUAGCUCAUGUAGGUUGCUGGAGGGUGAUGUAUGAGUCUCUGGUGGAAGAAGGUGAAGUCUGGUUUAGCUGAAGCACAAUACAAGGGCUCAGGUUGGAGCUGCCUGCUUUUCUUAGAGCUUCAAAAAAUGUGGAAAUAGAGGAAAUAGAAAAUCCAGAGUGACAGCUGAGCUCAUCCUAACGUAACGAGCACACUGGAAAAGUGAAAUGGAGCACCCUGGCAUGCAUCAGGGAAUGCCACAAAUAAUCAGAUUGGUUUUUUGCCUGCCACUGAGUACCAGGGGUGAUUGUUAAUCUUAAUGGAAAGGCAUAGGAUUGGCCGUAAAAUCAAAAAGCAAGUGGGAAGUUGUAGCUUGAUGUAACUGCAGUGGUUUGAGGGAAAUAAAUUACAAAACACAUGGUGAUGGAGAAGCUAAAAUGCUGCUGUCCUAAUGUGUUAAACUGUAACAUCCUGAACAAAUCCUUACAUAGAGGAAGCAGAUAGAAAAUGUUAAUAUACAUACAAAAAAUGUUAAGGCUAAGCAGGGGUUUCUUUGCACUUACAAAAUGGAGCAUGUCAAGCUUGUGAGGCAGUAAAAUUUCAAGUUUUUCAAACUGAUUUUGACCAAAAUUUGAAUUCUGGAAGCUACAAGAGAGGGACAGUGGUUACAAUCCACUGAGAAAUGGCCUCUGCACUCCAAUUAUUUUAUUUUUUCUUCCAGCAAAAAUAAAUGUUUUUUGAAAAGCCAUGUUUAAUGUGGGUCCCAUAAACAUUAUUCCUGUGUUAGGUUAUGUACACACACUUGCCCAUGAAAUGUGGCAAUUUCUCCGUGAUCUGCCCUGUUACACUAUUUUUUGAGGGGAGGCAGGGACAGCACAGGCCAAGAGGCUUUAGAAAGGGAUUGUAGGCAGAUGUAAGGAGAGUCAUUGACUAUCUUGCAAGUCAUACCUAAUGCCUUUUUUAAAAGCAGCAGAUGGUGUGUGAACAGGCAGUAAAGCUUAUUUUCAGAAAAACCACAACACCAGACAUAGAGCAAGUGCAGGCAUAAGGCCACAGAUAUAAACUUCAAGUUAUUUUUCAAGCACCAUUAGUAAUAAGGAAAGAAAAUCAAUAAAGGACUGCCAGGUGAAAGGAGAUGGGUUUACUCACUGUGAGAUGAGCUAGAAAUCAGAUCCCAAUUUCACCUUAAAAGGAACACUGUUAAGGAGAGUCAUAAAGGUUAGAAACCAUCCCUGGAACUUAUUUGACAAUGUCCCCUUAAUGCAGCUGAUGUCAAAGCCUUUCCUGACAGACCUGCCUUUGCUAAUAGUCUGCUGUCAUUUCAAAAGCACUCACAACUUACAGGAAACCUGCUGGAUCCUGUAAAACUCAUCUCCUUUGGCCUCUUCUGAAACAUUCCUGUUCUACCAAGAGUUCUUAGCCUGAAGCUGCAGUUUCAAACAGAGCUCCCAAAGUAUCUUCAUGCAAACCCCUGCAAGGAGAUAUUAGAGAUAUUUGAGAGAGAUCUCAACUCGUCAGAGAGUUGUUAUCACAUUAAAACCACCUACAGAUGGCUCUGCCCUUCAGAGCCCUGUGAAAACACCAGGACAGUGGAACUGGGACAGUCCUGCCACUUCCAGCAUGAUUUGAAGAAGGUCCCACAAAAACUCACCGUUUGUCCUGUGCCUCCCAGAGCUCUGAAAAGUUGGGGAGAAGGCAGAAACAAGGCUCUAACCCCACUCAGGUCCAUUCUCAUUUGCUCAACUGGAUAUAUGCCCAAGUCCAGUAUGACAAUCAAAACAAUCAUUUCAGCAGCUGACAUUUGUCACC
This is a messenger RNA of Motacilla alba alba, 5673 nucleotides long. RefSeq names its product ras homolog family member J (gene RHOJ). Gene Ontology annotation, molecular function: GTP binding; GTPase activity. The transcript is spliced from 5 exons. The coding region runs from base 733 to 1374 and encodes 213 amino acids. The record is from RefSeq and is a predicted model, not a curated record. NCBI's taxonomy places the organism in Eukaryota, Metazoa, Chordata, Aves, Passeriformes, Motacillidae. Gene Ontology annotation, biological process: small GTPase-mediated signal transduction.